CGUGCGCAGCGAGCCGGAGGCGCGGGUGUCUGGGUAAGGCCGAGCCCGGGAGCAUGAUCGUGGACAAGCUGCUGGACGACAGCCACGGCGCAGAGGGGCUGCUGGACGCGGCCGGCGACUGCGGCCUCAUGACCAGCCCGCUCAACCUGGCCUACUUCUACGGGGCUUCGCCGCCGGCCGCCGCCCUGGGCGCCUGCGAUGCCAGCUGCUCGUCGUCGGGGCCCUCGGCGCCCGGCUCGCCCGGCUCCGACUCCUCCGAUUUCUCCUCCGCCUCGUCCGUGUCCUCCUGCGGCGCCGUCGAGUCCCGGCCGAGAGGCGCCCGCGCCGAGCGCCUGCAAGUUGAGCCCCAUAUGGGGGUUGGCAGGCAGCAGAGAGGACCCUUUCAAGGUGUUCGUGUGAAGAACUCAGUGAAGGAACUCCUGUUGCACAUCCGAAGUCAUAAACAGAAGGCUUCUGGCCAAGCUGUGGAUGAUUUAAAGACACAAGGUGUGAACACAGAGCAAUUCACAGAAUUGAAGAACAUAGUAUCAUAUAGUGGGAAAAGGAAAGGGUCCAAUUUGUUGUCUGAUGGACCAUCUUGCAAAAGGCCAGCUCUGUUGCAUGCCCAAUUUUUGACACCACCUCAAACACCAACGCCUGGGGAGAGCAUGGAAGAUGUUCAUCACAAUGAAUCCAAACAGGACAGCAGUGUCGAUCUGCUUCAGAACAUUAUAAAUAUUAAGAAUGAAUGCAGCCCAGUUUCACUGAACACAGUCCAAGUUAGCUGGAUGAGCCCUGUGGUGGUCCCUCAGAACUCCCCCCGAGAGCAGUGUCAGGAAUUCCAUGGAGGGCAGGUCUUCUCUCCACCUCAGAAAUAUCAACCGUUCCAAGUCAGCGGCUCCUCACAAAUGAUGGACCAGGCUUCCAUGUACCAGUAUUCUCCACAGAACCAGAAUGUAGAGCAGCAGCAGCAGCAGCAACAGCACUACACCCACAACCCAACUCUGGAAUACACUUCUUAUUCUAGAACUUCCCAGUCUCCCAACUAUGAACCAAAUAUCUUUGAUGGUCAGGAAGCACAAUUCUGCCCCAACCAAAGUUUUUCAUCCCUUCUAAGUAGUUAUGGAGACUCUGAGAAUAUUGCUGUUGCCAUUCAGACUUCCCCCAGUGUCCAGCAACAAAAUGAUGCCCACCUGCAGAACUUCAGCAUGAUGCCAAACAGUGCCUGUGAGUCCAUGGUGGGGCAUGAUGCAGGCUCUGCUUCUUUAAACACUUCACUGCCGUUCCAGAAUAUCAUUGGAAAUCCAAUGAACACCACACAGUUAGGAAAGUCGUUUUUUCAGUGGCAAGUAGAGCAGGAAGAAAGCAAGUUGGCAAAUAUUUCCCAGGACCAUUUUCUUUCAAAGGAUGCUGAUGGUGACACGUUUCUCCAUAUUGCUGUUGCCCAAGGGAGAAGGGCACUUUCUUAUGUUCUUGCAAGAAAGAUGAAUGCACUUCACAUGCUGGAUAUUAAAGAGCACAAUGGACAGAGUGCCUUUCAAGUGGCAGUGGCUGCCAAUCAGCAUCUCAUUGUGCAGGAUCUGGUGAACCUUGGGGCCCAGGUGAACACCACAGACUGCUGGGGAAGAACACCUCUGCAUGUCUGUGCUGAGAAGGGCCACUCCCAGGUGCUUCAGGCAAUUCAGAAGGGAGCAAUAAGGAGCAAUCAGUUUGUGGAUCUUGAGGCAACUAACUAUGAUGGCCUGACUCCCCUUCAUUGUGCAGUCAUGGCCCACAAUGCUGUGGUGCAUGAACUCCAGAGAAAUCAACAGCCUCAUUCACCUGAAGUUCAGGAGCUUUUACUGAAGAAUAAGAGUCUGGUUGACACCAUUAAGUGUCUGAUUCAAAUGGGAGCAGCAGUGGAAGCAAAGGAUCGUAAAAGUGGCCGCACAGCCCUGCAUUUGGCAGCUGAAGAAGCAAAUCUGGAACUAAUUCGCCUCUUUUUGGAGCUGCCCAGUUGCCUGUCUUUUGUGAAUGCAAAGGCUUACAAUGGAAACACUGCCCUCCAUGUUGCUGCCAGCCUGCAGUAUCGGGUGACACAGUUGGAUGCAGUCCGCCUGUUGAUGAGGAAGGGAGCAGACCCAAGUACUCGGAACUUGGAGAACGAACAGCCAGUACAUCUGGUGCCUGAUGGCCCUGUGGGAGAACAGAUCCGACGUAUCCUAAAGGGAAAGUCCAUUCAGCAGAGAGCUCCACCAUAUUAGCUUCAUUGACUUGGAGCCUGGUCAGCAACACUCACUGUCAGUUAGGCAGUCCUAAUGUAUCUGUACAUAGACCAUUUGCCCUGUACUGGCAAAUGUAAGUUGUUUCUAUGAAACAAACAUAUUUAGUUCACUAUUAUAUAGUGGGUUAUAUUAAAAGAAAAGAAGAAAAAUAUCUAAUUUCUCUUGGCAGAUUUGCAUAUUUUAUGCCAGGUAUCUGGAAUCUAGACAUCUGAAUUUGAUCUGAAUUGUAAAAUUGCCUUCAAUUAACAGUAGCUUUUGGAUAAGGAAAAGACUUUGAUUUAUGGCAUAAGGCAUUGUUCAUGUAGCUAUUGCCAGUUUCAAAGACAGUAAAUUGUGAACAUUUCUUUAAGAAAAAUGAAAGCAUUUAAAGGAAAAAAAUAAAUCAAUAGUAUUGAGGCUUCGUUUGGCCUGAUGGAGUACCUGGUAGUUAUUACUGCUGUUGGAAAGUCUCUAGUCAUUGGACUAGAUGAAAGGUGUCUAUGGUUAGAAUCUGAUCUUUGCAAACUGUAUAUAAUUGUUAUUUUUGACUUUAAAAAUAUUGUACGUACUUGGUCAUUCAUAUGGCCAUAUAUGAAAUAUGUAAAUCAAUAAAAUAGAAAAAAUACAAGUGAAUUAUUACUAUUUAAAAAAAUUAUACACAUUCAAACAAACAAACAAAAAAAUUAUACACAUUCAAAGGAGCCAUUAUUGUGGAAUUGUACAACUAAAGUCUUUGUAGAUAAAGUAGAUGAGUUGUUAUUGGCUGAAAGAGCUGUGUUUGAAAUGUAAAUAUGCAUUGAAAUGAGACACAUUAUUUAUAGGGAAUUGCAUGCUCUUGAAGAGAACACCUCUUUAUGGCUCACCAACUAGAAUUUAUAAUUUACAUGUCGAAGUUUUUUUUUUUACCUUUAUAGAAACAACAAAAAGUCAAUGUUGAAACAUGUUCCUAUUUCCUAUUAUCAAAUAAUGAUAAUGUGCCAUGAUGUCUUUAUUACUAUUCAGAAAAAAAUGUAGUAUUUUUUUUAGUAAUGUUAAUUCUACUAACAACAUUUUGCUUACCUCUGGCAUGUCCCGGGGAACGUAUUUGGCUUUGAUUCCACAUUAAUUCUUUGUAAUAAAUUUGACUCAUUAAAAACUUUUUUAAAAAAACAAGUCUCAUAAGCAACUGAUUUAACUUAUUUUUAUAGCUAAGUACUUAAAUUCUUUUAAAAAAGAUACCCUUUGGAUUGAUCACAAUGUUUAACCCAGUAUGUCUUGUGGACAAAAGUUAUAGUCACUUGGUAUCUGUAAGUAUGGUAUGAUGCGAACCAGUCCAUUCACACUGGAAAAAGUCAUGCAUGGUUUUAAAUAAACAUUAAUUCACUUAUA
This is a messenger RNA of Galeopterus variegatus (Sunda flying lemur), 3590 nucleotides long. It is a transcript of the gene NFKBIZ, whose product is annotated as nuclear factor of kappa light polypeptide gene enhancer in B-cells inhibitor, zeta. Gene Ontology annotation, biological process: regulation of gene expression. Gene Ontology annotation, cellular component: nucleus. The coding region runs from base 54 to 2222 and encodes 722 amino acids. NCBI's taxonomy places the organism in Eukaryota, Metazoa, Chordata, Mammalia, Dermoptera, Cynocephalidae. Gene Ontology annotation, molecular function: DNA binding; POU domain binding. The record is from RefSeq and is a predicted model, not a curated record. The transcript is spliced from 12 exons.